Molecule: messenger RNA, 1621 nt
Organism: Neltuma alba
Lineage: Eukaryota; Viridiplantae; Streptophyta; Magnoliopsida; Fabales; Fabaceae
Product: transaldolase
Exons: 7
Coding region: 62-1402 (446 amino acids)
Biological process (GO): carbohydrate metabolic process; pentose-phosphate shunt
Cellular component (GO): intracellular anatomical structure; cytoplasm
Molecular function (GO): transaldolase activity
Source: RefSeq, a predicted model, not a curated record
AUAUUCCCACUUCCGACUCUCCACCAACCCCUUCCGUCUCUCGCUCUCGUUGCCGGUUCUCAUGGGUUCCGUUUCAAAGCUUUGCAAUCCAAAUCCGGCGGCUUCUAUAUCAUCCAGGCCUAGGCCUAGCCCCAGAUCUUCUCAGUCUCAACCCAAGUGUUUGAUCGGUUUCCCAACUCCCACUACCUUCAAUACCAAGCUCUCUUCUUCCUCAUCCUCCCUGCGAAGCCAUCUGCCUCAGUUCUCAAGGGGCUCUUUGGUAAUCAGGUGCUCGCAAACUGAUGGAAAUGGAAGUCCUGCUAAGAGGACCGUGCUUCACGAUCUCUAUGAGAAAGAAGGUCAGAGUCCAUGGUAUGAUAACCUGUGUCGACCUGUCACUGAUCUCCUCCCUCUUAUAGCAAGUGGUGUAAGAGGCGUAACUAGCAACCCAGCGAUUUUUCAGAAAGCAAUCUCAUCUUCGAAUGCUUACAAUGACCAAUUCAGGGAACUUGCGCAACAAGGGAAAGACAUAGAGAGUGCUUAUUGGGAACUUGUUGUGAAGGACAUUCAAGACGCAUGCAAAUUGUUUGAGCCAAUUUAUGAUCAAACUGAUGGGGGUGAUGGCUAUGUUUCUGUUGAAGUAUCUCCUAGGCUUGCUGAUGAUACUGAGGGGACUGUAGAGGCAGCAAAAUGGCUUCAUAAAGUGGUUGCCCGUCCUAAUGUAUACAUAAAGAUCCCAGCCACAGCUGCAUGUGUUCCUUCAAUCAAGGAUGUUAUUGCAAGUGGAAUAAGUGUGAAUGUGACUCUCAUAUUCUCUCUCGCAAGAUAUGAAGCGGUAAUUGAUGCUUACUUGGAUGGUCUUGAGGCUUCUGGGCUAAGUGAUCUCUCCAAAGUCACAAGUGUUGCCUCUUUCUUUGUCAGCCGAGUAGACACUCUCAUUGAUAAGAUGCUAGAGAAGAUUGGCACCCCUGAGUCCCUUGAUCUGCGUGGAAAGGCGGCAGUAGCUCAAGCAGCCCUAGCGUACCAACUCUACCAGAAGAAAUUCUCUGGUCCAAGGUGGGAGGCCCUUGUUAAAAAGGGUGCUAAGAAGCAGAGGCUUCUCUGGGCCUCAACCAGCGUCAAGAAUCCUGCCUACCCUGAUACUUUAUACGUGGCUCCUCUUAUUGGACCUGACACUGUAUCAACCAUGCCAGACCAAGCACUCCAAGCAUUUAUAGACCAUGGCACUGUAUCCAGGACAAUUGAUUCUAACGCAUCUGAGGCUGAAGGGAUAUACAAUGCUCUGGAGAAAUUGGGAAUUGACUGGAGCUUUGUUGGCUCCCAACUUGAAGUCGAAGGAGUGGAAGCUUUUAAGAAGAGCUUCGACAGCCUACUUGAUACCCUGCAAGAGAAAGCGAACUCUCUCAAACUGGUCAGCCUGUAAGGUAAGCCUUGUGGUUUGCAUUUAUGAUGUCCCUUAAGGGUUAAUAAAGGUAGUGGCUUGUCUCUGUCAGUUCUGCUGCAAAUGCGCUUUGCGAGUGCUUUCUAGAUUUCGAUGGAAAUAAUAUGAAAUUGGAUGUUGGAUAUUAUCAUUAGUCAAAUUAUGGAUCGUGUUGCUCUAUGCUGACAAUUUUAAAUGAAGUCUUUUGUUUUCAUACCCCCA